Molecule: messenger RNA, 2757 nt
Organism: Kogia breviceps (pygmy sperm whale)
Lineage: Eukaryota; Metazoa; Chordata; Mammalia; Artiodactyla; Physeteridae
Gene: HKDC1
Product: hexokinase domain containing 1
Biological process (GO): glucose metabolic process; glucose 6-phosphate metabolic process; intracellular glucose homeostasis
Cellular component (GO): mitochondrion; cytosol
Molecular function (GO): ATP binding; mannokinase activity; fructokinase activity
Source: RefSeq, a predicted model, not a curated record
AUGUUUGCGGUACACUUGAUGGCAUUUUACUUCACCAAGCUGAAGGAGGAUCAGAUCAAGAAGGUGGACAGGUUCCUGUAUCACAUGCGGCUCUCCGAUGAGACCCUUUUGGACAUCAUGGCUCGGUUCCAGGCUGAAAUGCAGAAGGGCCUGGGGAAGGACACCAACCCCACAGCGUCGGUGAAGAUGCUGCCCACCUUUGUCAGGGCCAUUCCAGAUGGCUCAGAAAACGGAGAGUUUCUUUCUCUGGAUCUUGGAGGAUCUAAGUUUCGAGUCUUGAAGGUACAAGUCUCCGAAGAGGGGAAGCGAAAUGUCCAGAUGGAGAGUCAGUUCUACCCAACACCCAAUGAAAUUAUCCGAGGGAAUGGCACAGAGCUGUUUGAAUACGUAGCUGACUGUCUGGCAGAUUUCGUGAGAACCAAAGAGCUGAUGCAGAAGAAAUUACCUCUUGGCCUAACCUUUUCUUUUCCCUGCAAACAGACUAAAUUAGAAGAGGGUGUCCUGCUUUCAUGGACAAAGAAGUUUAAGGCGCGGGGAGUUCAGGGCACAGACGUAGUGAGCUCUCUGACCAAUGCUAUGAGAAAACACAAGCAGGACUUAGAUGUGGACAUCCUGGCUUUGGUCAAUGACACCGUGGGGACCAUGAUGACGUGCGCCUAUGAUGAUCCCUACUGUGAAGUUGGUGUCAUCAUUGGCACCGGCACCAACGCGUGCUACAUGGAGGACAUGAGCAACAUCGAGCUGGUGGAAGGUGACGAAGGGAGGAUGUGCAUCAACACCGAGUGGGGGGCCUUCGGGGACGACGGGGCCCUGGAGGACAUCCGCACCGAGUUCGACCGGGAGCUGGACCUCGGCUCUCUCAACCCCGGGAAGCAGCUGUUUGAGAAGAUGAUCAGCGGCCUGUACUUAGGUGAACUCGUCAGGCUCAUCUUGCUGAAGAUGGCCAAGGCAGGCCUCCUGUUUGGUGGCGAGAAAUCCUCCGCUCUCCACAUUAAGGGCAAGAUUGAAACACGGCACGUGGCUGCCAUGGAGAAGUAUAAAGAAGGCCUGGCUAAUACAAGAGAGAUCCUGACGGAUCUGGGCCUGGAGCCUUCAGAGGCCGACUGCGUUGCGGUCCAGCACGUCUGCACCGUCGUUUCCUUCCGCUCAGCCAACCUCUGUGCAGCGGCCCUGGCAGCCAUCCUAACACGCCUGCGGGAGAACAAGAAGCUGGUGCGGCUCCGGACCACGGUGGGCAUGGAUGGCACACUCUACAAGAUCCACCCCCAAUACCCAAAACGCCUGCACAAGGUGGUGAGGAAACUGGUCCCGAACUGUGACGUCCGCUUCCUCCUGUCGGAGAGUGGCAGCACCAAGGGGGCCGCCAUGGUGACCGCAGUGGCCUCCCGCGUGCAGGCCCAGCGGAAGCAGAUUGACAAGGUGCUGGCUUUGUUCCGGCUGACCCGAGAGCAACUUGUGGGCGUCCGGGACAAGAUGCGGGUUGAGCUCGAGUACGGGCUGAAGAGGGACACCCACUGGCUGGCCACGGUCAAGAUGCUGCCCACCUACGUCUGCGGGAUGCCAGAUGGCACAGAGAAAGGAAAGUUCCUCGCCCUGGAUCUGGGCGGAACCAACUUCCGGGUCCUCCUGGUGAAGAUCAGAAGUGGACGGAGGUCGGUGCGAAUGUACAACAAGAUUUUCGCCAUCCCCCUGGAGAUCAUGCAGGGCACUGGUGAGGAGCUGUUUGACCACAUUGUGCAGUGCAUCGCUGACUUCCUGGACUACAUGGGCCUCAAGGGAGCCCAGCUGCCUUUGGGCUUCACAUUCUCAUUUCCCUGCAGGCAGGCGAGCAUUGACAAGGGAACACUCAUUGAGUGGACCAAAGGCUUCAAGGCUACUGACUGUGAAGGGGAAGAUGUGGUGGACAUGCUCAGGGAAGCCAUCAAGAGGAGAAAUGAGUUUGACCUGGACAUAGUCGCAGUUGUGAAUGACACAGUGGGGACCAUGAUGACCUGUGGCUAUGAAGACCGUAAUUGUGAGGUUGGACUGAUUGCAGGAACAGGCAGCAACAUGUGCUACAUGGAGGAGAUGAGGAACAUUGAACUGGUGGAAGGGGAUGAAGGGAAGAUGUGCAUAAACACAGAGUGGGGAGGAUUUGGAGAUAAUGGCUGCCUAGAUGACAUCCGGACCCAGUACGACAAGGAGGUGGACGAGGGGUCCUUGAAUCCUGGCAAACAGAGAUACGAGAAAAUGACCAGUGGGAUGUACCUGGGGGAGAUCGUGCGGCAGAUCCUGAUUGACUUGACCAAGCAGGGCCUCCUCUUCCGAGGACAGAUUUCAGAGCGUCUGCGGACCAGGGGCAUCUUUGAAACCAAGUUCUUGUCUCAAAUUGAAAGUGAUCGGCUGGCCCUCCUCCAGGUCAGGAGAAUCCUGCAGCAGCUUGGCCUGGACAGCACGUGUGAGGACAGCAUCGUGGUGAAGGAGGUGUGCGGAGCUGUGUCCCGGCGGGCGGCCGAGCUCUAUGGUGCCGGCCUGGCCGCCAUCGUGGAGAAAAGGAGGGAAGACCAGGGGUUUGAGCACCUGAAGAUCACUGUGGGUGUGGAUGGCACCCUGUACAAGCUGCACCCGCACUUUUCUCGGAUAUUGCAGGAAACUGUGAAAGAACUAGCACCUCGAUGUGAUGUGACAUUCAUGUUGUCAGAAGAUGGGAGUGGAAAGGGAGCAGCUCUGAUCACUGCUGUGGCCAAGAGGUUACAGCAGGCACGGAGGGAGAACUAG